AUGUCUUACGACGCUUAUCGUGUAUUCGCCGCUAUAGACUUCGGGACUACAUUCUCGGGCUUCGCUUAUGCUCAUAAAUCGAAUCCAAAAGAAAUAGUCGCGCACGAUGAUUGGCAAGAUUUUACUGGUCGUUUUAAGACUCCGACAGUGAUAAAAUAUGACGAAUCAUUUAAUUUAAAAUCUUGGGGAUUUCCUGCAUUAGCCGAACGACCAAAUAAAAAAAAGAAAUCCUCCAAUGUAAAACCCGUGGAAAGAUUUAAAUUACAUCUAGGUAAAAUGGAAAAUAACAAAUCACCCCCACAAUUACCGAAAGGUCUGGAAUUUAAAAAAGCUAUCACGGAUUACCUUCGAGAAAUGGGAGAAGUUAUGAAAGAAACUUUUAAAAUUCGAUGGCAAAAUCUUGAAUUUUAUAACCAAGUUUUGAUUGUUAUGACGGUUCCGGCCGAAUUCGAUAACAAAGCUAUAGAAAUCAUGCGCGAAUGUGCGUUCAAAGCUAGUCUAAUUGACGAUAAGAACAGUCGGAAUCUAAAAUUUACAACUGAGCCUGAAGCUGCCGCGAUUCAUUGUAUGAAGGUCCUAAAAGAACAUGAUGUCGGUGUUGGUUCAACGUUUAUGGUGGUUGAUUGUGGAGGCGGUACUGUUGAUUUGACAACUCGAAAACUCUUGGAAGCUGAAAAGCUUAGUGAAAUCACCGAAAGAAAAGGCGAAUUUUGUGGAGGAAGUUAUGUUGAUGAGGAGUUUCUUAAGUUCCUUGGACGUAAAGUUGGUAAAAAUGCAAUUAAAAUGUUAACAGAUAACUAUUAUAGUCAAUUGCAAUACAUGGUACAAGAAUUUUGUAGAAGAGUUAAGAUUCCAUUCACGGGACAACAAAAAGAUUUUACCCCUUAUGACUUGGACUUAGAAGAAUUAUGUCCAAUUGUUAAACAAUAUGUUAAAGGCACUGAACUCGAUAUGAUGGAGGAUGCAGAAUGGUGUAUCGAAUUGAAAUUUGAAGAUGUUAAAUCAAUGUUUGAUCCUGUGAUAGCACAAAUCAUACGUUUAAUUCGCGACCAACUAACCGCCAACAAUAAUUGUGCAACUAUGUUGCUUGUCGGUGGUUUCAGUGAAUCUAAAUACUUACAAACAAGAAUCAAACAAGAAUUCAAUAAGAUUGUAAAGAAUAUAUCUGUACCUACACAUCCAAUGACAGCAAUUGUUAAAGGGGCCGUUCAAUUUGGAUUAAAACCUACAAUAGUUGCCACUCGUGUAUUGAAAUGGACAUAUGGAACUGAUGUCGCUCGUAGAUGGAGAAAAGGCGACCCAGCAAGUCGAAAACUUCCAGGUGGAAAAAUUAUCGAAUUUUCAAAAUUGGCAAAACGUGGGACCGAAACUCCUGUUGAUUCCGUGGUUCAAACGAUAUUUAGUCCAGGGCAUAUGUUACAAGAAAAAAUGGGUUUAGAUAUGUAUUAUACCGAUAAAAAUGAUGCAAAAUUUUGCGAUUCACCCGGUGUAAAAUUACUUGGUAAUUGGUGUAUUGAUAUACCAAUAACAUUUAAUGAUGAAAGGGUGGUGUUAUUUGCUUUAACAUUUGGUGAGAUUGAAAUUAACGCUACCGCUAUUAAUGUAGAAACUGGUGGAAAAUAUGAAACUACAUUCGAAUUAGAUAUUUAA
Messenger RNA from Funneliformis geosporum, 1650 nucleotides. The record is from the annotation of a GenBank genome assembly. Lineage: Eukaryota; Fungi; Glomeromycota; Glomeromycetes; Glomerales; Glomeraceae.